Molecule: messenger RNA, 396 nt
Organism: Dentiscutata heterogama
Lineage: Eukaryota; Fungi; Glomeromycota; Glomeromycetes; Diversisporales; Gigasporaceae
Source: the annotation of a GenBank genome assembly
AUGUACGGAAUUGCUCUUAGACAUAGGAAAUGGAAUAGUCAAGGCCAUUCUUCAUUUUAUAUCUCUACUAAUCUUCAUAUUUUUAAAGAAAUCAAUUUAGAAAAUAUUACAAAUAUCAGCUUUAUUAAUACAAAUAUUCACAAUGUUAAAACUAUUUAUGAAAAAUUUAAAAAUUCAAAAACUUUAGUGUAUUUAAAAGUCAUCUUAUCUGAUCUUAAAUAUUGUGUUUUUACAGAAAAUUUACUUAAAAAAAUUCUUGAUAAUGAAAAUAUUGAAAACAUUAUUAUCGAAUUUGAUUGGAAAGAAGAAAAUUUCUUAAUUAACAAAAGAAAUUCUAUUAAAAAAUACAAAUGUUGGGUAACAAAACAUCAAUAUAGAUCUUCACACCCUUCAUAA